Molecule: messenger RNA, 2503 nt
Organism: Onychostoma macrolepis
Lineage: Eukaryota; Metazoa; Chordata; Actinopteri; Cypriniformes; Cyprinidae
Gene: exoc7
Product: exocyst complex component 7
Exons: 22
Coding region: 118-2280 (720 amino acids)
Biological process (GO): exocytosis
Cellular component (GO): exocyst
Molecular function (GO): phosphatidylinositol-4,5-bisphosphate binding
Source: RefSeq, a predicted model, not a curated record
UGCCGUUAGUAUUGUAUAGUUUCCGCUGUCUUCACGUUAAUGUUGUAAUAGUAUUGCGGGUUUUGCAUUGAUCCGGAGGAUCCAGCUGUCAUUUCUGUCACAUUUCUGCCUGUCAGGAUGAUCCCGACCGAAGACGCGUCCGCUCGGAAGCGGGAGAUCGAGGACAAACUCAAACAGGAACAAGAAACUCUGUCUUUCAUUCGUGAAAGUCUGGAGAAGAGUGAUCAACUCACUAAAGGAAUGGUGUCCAUCCUGUCCUCGUUCGAGAGCCGUCUGAUGCAGCUGGAGAACUCCAUCAUCCCGGUCCAUAAGCAGACGGAGAAUCUGCAGCGACUGCAGGAGAACGUGGACAAAACUCUCUCCUGCAUGGAUCACGUCAUCAGUUAUUAUCACGUGGCCAAAGACACCGAUAAGAUCAUCCGGGAAGGGCCUGCAGGUCGUCUGGACGAGUAUCUGGCCUGCAUUGCAAAGAUCCAGAAAGCCGUGGAGUAUUUUCAGGACAACAAUCCCGACAGUCCCGAGCUCAACACAGUGAAAGCACGCUUCGAGAAGGGGAAGGAGCUGCUGGAGGCGGAGUUUCGCAGCCUGCUGACGCGCUACAGCAAGCCAGUGCCGCCCGUCCUCAUCCUGGACGCCAUCGGAGGAGACGAGGACAUGGAGGUGCAGGAGGACGUGACGCUGGAGCACCUGCCCGAAGCCGUCCUGCAGGACAUCAUCUGCAUCUCUGCCUGGCUGGUGGAGUACGGACGCAACCAAGACUUCAUGAACGUGUAUUUCCAGGUCCGGUCCAGUCAGCUGGAUCGGUCCAUUAAGGGUCUAAAGGAGCAUUUCCGUAAGAACAGCGCCACCUCUGCCAUCCACUCGCCUGCCGUACAGACCAAACGCAAGGAGACGCCCACCAAGAAGCCUCCUAAAAGACCAGUCUACAUUCCAGGCACGAUUCGUAAGGCUCAGAAUCUGCUCAAACAGUACUCUCAGCAUGGCCUGGACGGAAAAAAGGGUUCUAACCUCACUCCUCUGGAAGGUUUCGAUCAUGACCUGCGUGGGGUUAAGCACCUGUCUGACGACAAGCAUGGGGCGACUACAGGGAAGGAUGACGUGUUGGACGUCGAGAUCGAUUCGUACAUCCACUGCAUCAGCGCGUUUGUGAAGCUGGCUCAGAGCGAAUACGCGUUACUGACCGAGAUCAUUCCAGAACAUCACCAGAAGAAGACCUUCGACUCGCUCAUACAGGAGGCGUUGGAUAAUCUGAUGCUUGAGGGUGAUAACAUCGUGUCAGCGGCGCGUCGAGCCAUCAUGAGACACGAUUACUCCGCUGUGCUGACCAUCUUCCCCAUCCUGCGCCACCUCAAGCAGACCAAACCAGACUUUGACACCACGCUACAGGGAACGGCUGCCAGCACCAAGAACAAGCUCCCAGCUCUCAUCACCUCUAUGGAGACCAUCGGAGCUAAAGCGCUGGAGGAGUUUGCUGACAGCAUUAAGAAUGAUCCAGAUAAAGAGUACAACAUGCCGAAAGAUGGAACCGUACAUGAGCUCACAAGCAAUGCCAUCCUGUUCCUGCAGCAGCUGCUGGAUUUCCAGGAAACCGCAGGAGCGAUGCUGGCCUCUCAGGUACUCGGGGACACUUACAAUAUUCCUUUAGACCCCCGAGAGAGCAGCUCGUCCGCCAGCAGCUACAGUUCAGAGUUCAGCCGGAGACUCCUGAGCACAUACAUCUAUAAAGUCCUCGGUAACCUGCAGCUGAAUCUGUCAAAUAAAGCUAAAGUGUAUGAAGAUCCGGCCCUGCGCGCCAUCUUCCUUCACAACAACUACAACUACAUCCUCAAAUCCCUGGAGAAGUCUGAGCUGAUUCAGCUGGUCGCUGUGACCCAUAAGAAGGUGGAGGGUUCGUACAGAGAGCUCAUCGAGCAGGAGAUCCAGAAUUACCAGCGCAGCUGGCUGAGGGUCACAGAGCAUCUGACAGAGAGAAACAUGCCAGCUUUCCAGCCUGGAACCAAACUCAAAGACAAGGAACGACAGAUCAUCAAGGACAAGUUCAAGGGUUUUAAUGAUGGUCUGGAGGAGCUGUGUAAGAUCCAGCAGGGCUGGGCAGUUCCUGAUAAAGAGCAGCGGGACGCCAUCCGUCAGGCUGAGAAGAGAGUGGUUUCAGAGACGUACAGAGCCUUCCUACAGCGAUGCGCCAACAUCUCAUUCACCAAAAACCCAGAGAAGUACCACCGCUACUCACCGGAGCAGGUCGGGGAGAUGAUUGACAAGCUCUUUGACACUUCAGCCUAGGCCACGCCCAUCCCGUCACCAUAGCAACGGAGUCUCUGGUUUCCUUGGAGACAAACAUACUGCUUUCUCCUGUAAGACGGUCUGCUUCAUAACACACUACACAACUGGAACGUCUUUGUUCGUUUUUGCUUGCUUUUUGUAUAAAUGUAUUUAUGUAUAUGUUUUUUGGGGGAUUUAACUGCAGUAAAUAAAGAGAAUUCACUCCUGAAACCUCUGCUGCGUG